Messenger RNA from Daphnia pulicaria, 1976 nucleotides. RefSeq names its product nuclear mitotic apparatus protein 1-like. Lineage: Eukaryota; Metazoa; Arthropoda; Branchiopoda; Diplostraca; Daphniidae. Bases 103 to 1806 code for a protein of 567 amino acids. The record is from RefSeq and is a predicted model, not a curated record. The transcript is spliced from 10 exons.
CAUCAUGGCGUGUUAUUUACAAACUAAUGAAAAACAGCUUGUGUGACUAAGUUUAUCAUAUAAACUGUAAACAAAUGAAAAAGGUUUAAUGGAUCAGCUAAGAUGGAAGACCUGUCAAAGCUACUGCUGGAAGAAAGAGCACAUUCAGAACAGUUUAAAGCAAAUUUUAUACAGCUGAAAAUUGAAUUUGACAAAUUGGUUACAGAAAAUCAUAGAUUAAAUGAUGAAAUAUUAAAAUCCAAAGAAUACAAACCUGAAGAACCUAAUGAAGUGUUAAAACGGAAAUUAAAGAAUGCUGAAAAGGAACUCCAGGGAAAAGACCUUCUCAUUGCCUCACUCCAAGAAAAGUUUCAGACAAUCAAUGAAUCUUUAAAAGAAAAACUUCACCAUGACAAAAACUAUAUUUCUAGGAUCGCUUCUACAGAGAAUGCCCUCGAGCAAACUAAAAUGCUGUUAUCCAAUCUUCAGUUGGAAACAUCUGUAUUAGUGAAAAAUAUUGAGCAUUCCAGAAAGACAGACGAACAAGACCAUCAACGAGAUCUCAUGACUUUAGCCGAUAGAUGUGCCAAAUCUGAUCAUGAAAGGAGACUUAUUGCUCGCCAAGUUAUAAAAGCCACAACAAAAGCAAAGAAAACUACAGAGAUAUUAAAACAGGAAAAUGGAUUGCUCUCAUAUACAAUAACAAAACUUAAAGAAUCGAUGGACAAAGUCUGUUGGGAGAAAAGUGAACUGUCCUCUCAAUUGGAAACGCUUAAAGUGCAAUACGGACAAAAUCAUGGAGAGAUGAUCAUGCAAAUCCGCAACCUUGAGUGCGAAACCGCCAAACUCGAGUCUAAAUGUCAUGCUUUAGAAAGAAAUAUCCAAGAAGCUUUGCGCGAAAAAGAAAAAGCAAUAUUGGCAUUUCAAGCAGCAGAGAAUGAAGAAUCCAAAUUACGGGGAAAUCUAUGUGCAAUUGAAAUGAAACUCGAGAAAGUAACUGAUCAAUUUAAAAGAGAUUUAGAGCACAAAGACCAUAUAAAUAACCUAGAAGUACAAGAGUUAAAGAAAAACCUUCAUAUGUUAAAAAUAGAAUUAGAUCAAGAGCGUAUGAAAAUCCAGCAUCAAUCAGACAAGUUGCGGAUUCAUGAAAAAGAAUUGAUUGUAGCGAAAGAUGAGUUACGCAAGAGGGAAAUUGAAGUCAACAGUCAGGUGCAGGACGUUAAAAUUGCAACCGAGAACAAGUAUCGGGCUGUGCUCGAAGAAAAAUUUCAAACAGAAAUGGAGAUCUCCCGAAAAUGUGCCGAAAUAGAAAGCCAGUUGAUUUUGGAGCGUAAUCUGAAAGCUAGUCUAGAACUAGAAAUUCGCAAGCUGGCAUCUGAUAAUCAAAUAUUGAACGAACGAAUAAGAUCCCUCGAUGAAAUUCCAAUGGAUAAGAAACGAUUACAAAAUACCGUCGAUCUGCUUGAAAAGGAAAAAAUUAAACUUUCGGAGGAAUUAGAUCGUUACAAACAAUCUUCAACCGAGCGAUACGAAAUAAUGGUUAAUGAAAGGGAGUUGCUUAGAACUCAACAAGCCCUUGCAGAAGACAAAAUGUUAAAAACGGUCAAUGAGUUGCAAGGUCAUGUUACCCAACUACAAUCUCAACUGGUCACUUCGGAACAAAGAGCCGAAUCUCAAGUGAAACGUCUUGAAUCCUCAUUAAAAGCCAAUCAACAGAAAUCUCAGCAAUAUGCAAAAUUAAUUUGGAAACUUAGACAGCGGCUUGUCUUGAAUACCCAGCCAUCGGUUAUGCUCGAUUCUUUAGCUCACCCCCAGCAACAACAGUAAUCGAUAUUUAAUUUCCGUGCAAACCAAUGAAGUGCAUCCCGUUCAAUCGAAGGAUUUCGGCAUGACUUGCGAUAGCGAAUAACUGAGCUUGUCGGACGUAAUAAUUGUUACUAUUGACCUGUUUGAUUCGAGUACUAAAUAAAUGUUAACUUUUGUUUUGGUUGGAAAAA